AUGGUCUCUAUCCUGACGAGUCCAGGAAGUGGACGACGAUGGAAGUUCAGAGGUGCCGCUUUACUAGUAUUGUCUCUGACAUACAUUCUCCUCUCCUCCUUCUUGCCGGCGGUAUCGCUGCAUGACAUGGUCUCGGGCGUUCGCCUAUCUCGAAGUACUGGCCUUUCAACACACGCCGACAACGAGCAAAGCUUUAGCCUUUCACCACAUGAUGGUCAUCAAACAGCUGUCAUUGCCCCUCAGAACGCCGGCUUUCAAAGCUCGCUUUACGAUGAGACGGAGGCAUUCCAACCAGAUGGCACCAAAAGAUUCGAUCGGAGGAGGCGUGCGACAGCUGCGCUCACUCUAGUGAAUGAGGCAGGUGAAGAUGUAGCGGAUUCAUCGAUACCAGAUACGUUGUUCCUGGUCCUCACGAAGAACUCGGAGUCCUGGAGCAGAGACAAUGCCACUGCACCACCACGCACUGUGGAAGAUAUGCUUCAAAUUUUAACAGCUACCCAGCUGGAUUUGACCACGGUAUCCCUCGCCUUAACGACCACUACGCUCAAAGAGUACAGCAAUAUCAUAUCUGCAACAUCAGAAUAUCCCUUGGCUCGUAUCACCGUCAUCCUCAGCGAGCCGGACAAAGACCUCAGCAGCAUUGCCAGCCAAGAUCGACACACUGGAAGUCUUCAACAUCUUCGACGAGCAAGCCUAGCCCGCUUGCGGAACUAUCUCAUGCUCUCCACGCUGGAGAACGAGCAGCACAUCUUCUGGCUAGACGCCGACGUCAUUAGGUUUUCCGAGAAGAUUGUGCAAACCAUGAUAUCUCACUCUCAAUCCAACGAGACGGCUGGCAUCAUCACUACAGUAUGCAGGAAGACGAACUCGGGAAACUAUGAUCAGAACGCGUACCUCACCGUCAACCCUGAUUGGGUCGAGCAUGCUGUUCAGCCGGAGAAGUUUGACGAGGCGACGUCGGCAUAUGUUAGCACGCGCAAAGGCGUGGAUGCACUCAUCCAGAACACCUCGAAUAACGAACUUGUGGGCUUGACCAGUGUUGGGGGAACACUGUUGUAUAUACGGGCUAGUCUCGUGAGAUAUGGACUGGUGUUCCCAUGGUGGAACGUUGUAGGCACGACUUGGAGGACUGAUGGUUGGGUCGGGCAGGAGACAGAGGGACUGUGCUGGAUGGCGAAGUCAUUGGAGGGAGGAGGCUGUUAUGUGCUGGGAGGGUCACAUCAUACAUUUCACGCUGAUUGA
Molecule: messenger RNA, 1242 nt
Organism: Fulvia fulva
Lineage: Eukaryota; Fungi; Ascomycota; Dothideomycetes; Mycosphaerellales; Mycosphaerellaceae
Exons: 1
Coding region: 1-1242 (413 amino acids)
Source: RefSeq, a predicted model, not a curated record